Archocentrus centrarchus (flier cichlid) is the source of this 4746-nucleotide messenger RNA. Its product is annotated as interferon-induced very large GTPase 1-like. The transcript has 3 exons. NCBI's taxonomy places the organism in Eukaryota, Metazoa, Chordata, Actinopteri, Cichliformes, Cichlidae. The coding region runs from base 1 to 4746 and encodes 1581 amino acids. Gene Ontology annotation, molecular function: GTP binding. The record is from RefSeq and is a predicted model, not a curated record.
AUGACAUCACACCUGCAGAGGCACAACCUGAAAUCAGGUCUCUACGACCAUCUCCAAGCAGUGAGAAGGUCAUGGAAAAUUUCUGAACAAACCAGGAAAAAGAAGCAGCGUCAGAGAGAAGCUGAGACGCUGCUUCACAGACUUCACCUUCAAGACAAACUUCAACAGUUUUCAGCAGAAUUUCUUCAAAUCUGUCCAACAGUGAAGCAGCAUCAUGUCGUAUCUGAGAAAGAUCUAGCUCACACUUUUCUCCACAGGCUGAUGAUGUUAGACUACAGGGCCAGAUAUGUUCCUGUAAGACCGGACAGUCCUGAGUCUGUUCACGUGACUGACAUCACUGAGACAGAUGGAAGUGUUCUUGAGGUUUUAUUGAACACCAGCGCUGAGACAAAUCAGACUCGAGUUCAUCCAUUGGACGUUCAGAUGGCAGCAUUUCACUGCUCAGACAGCUUCCUUAAACAGAUGAUGGUUACAAAGCUCUCUCAGUGUCAGUAUGCUGUACCUCUGCUUGUUCCUGACCCAGUCACAGAGGAGAUUGAGUUUCCUCUGUGGACGUUCAGACAAAUAACUAAAACCUGGAAGGUAAAUCAAAUCAAAGAUGGCUCAAACAUCGUCACCAUGAAGAGCGUUCCAGUCUACAAAGCUCAAACACCCUUAGUGUCAUUUUUCCGCCUGGGUUCUCUGUCAGUGUCUAAAUCUCAGCUGAUGAGCACUUUGAUCAACGACCAUCACUCCACCUUCUUCCACAGAAACUGUCCAGGAAGCACCAAAUCUCUCCAUCUGAUGGAUGGUGUGGCAGAGAUCGCCUGGUACUGCCCUGCUGGAAAACCCAGUGAUGCCUUCAAUGACUGCAUCGCCUUUUGUAACCUCCAUGGUGAUGCUCUGUUAAUUAAAGAACAGCGUGAUAUACUGAUUCAAAAAUCCUCCAUCAAUAUUGUUCUUGUUGCAUCUCUACAAAAACAUGAAGAAAGUCGGUCACUUAUAUCAGAUCUUUGUGAGUCUCAGAAGCCUCUCAUCUGUCUCACUGAUGAUGGCAGCUGUGAUGCUGGUAUGCCAGGAAGGGGAAAGUACAUAAUGGGUCUCAAAGACAGAAGCCAGUCAGAUGUAUCUGAACAGCUGAAAAACAUCAUUAGAGAAGUUUUGUCUCCUCCAGAUGGUUCCAGCUUGAAACCAUCCUUCCAGCUUGAAAGCAUGGCUGAGCUCUCUGGAAUCAGAGUUGAUGAAAGUGACCCAGCCUGUCAAAGAGGGAAAUCUGCUGCUAUGGAAAUAAUCAAUCUGCUUACAAAAGAUAAGAAGGAUGUCUCAAAGAUCAAAGAUAAGUUUCUCCCUUGUCAAGGCCAUCUGUGGCAUCAGUGGAGCAAAAUACAUAAAGAACUGUAUCAUCUCAGAGGAGACACUGAACAGGAGAAAAGUCAAAAAGAACAACUGAUGAUCAUACGUCAGAAACAAUGUGCUGCUUCCUGCAGUAAACUGAUGGAGUUGUUCAUUGGAAGCCUCUCAUCACUACCACCAACAGACAAAGAGUAUUUCCUCAGAUGGACUCAGAUCUUCAUGGAUGACCUCUCCACAGAUGAUCUUUCUUCAAUCCUCCAAAGUUAUUAUCAAACAUGGUCUGAGAUUUGGGCUUUGAAGAGCAAACCUGACAAAUCAGAUCAGUUAUUGAGAAAACAAACUGAGCUUGAAGAAGUUUCCAAAAAACUUCAGUCUGCAUCUUUUGGUUUGGAGCACAUCUUCAGAGAAAUGGGACAGAUCUAUGAAGCCCACAGAGCAACACAAGGAGAGAGCAGACACACUGACUGGUCUAAAUACCCUGAGCUGGCUGCACAGCUGAUGAUAUCAGGACACCCGAUGGAGCUGAUGGAUGGUGAUGCAGGUCACGUGCCUUCAACAUGGAUCUCCAGUGUUUUAGAGGAAGUCAUCAAGAAACUGGGGGACCAGAGAGUUUUUGUGUUGUCAGUUUUGGGCAUACAAAGCAGUGGAAAAUCAACAAUGCUGAACACCAUGUUUGGACUGCAGUUUGCAGUGAGUGCUGGCAGGUGCACCAAAGGUGCCUUCAUGCAGCUGCUCAAAGUAUCAGAGGAGAUGAAGAAAGACUUUAAGUUUGACUAUGUUCUAGUGGUGGACACUGAAGGACUGUGUGCUCUUGAGUUAGAAGGUAGCAACACUCUUCACCAUGACAACGAACUGGCAACAUUUGUUGCUGGUCUGGGAAACUUGACCCUGAUCAACAUCUUUGGAGAGAAUCCAUCUGAGAUGCAGGACAUUCUGCAGAUUGUUGUUCAGGCUUUCAUGAGGAUGAAGAAAGUUCAACUUUCUCCCAGUUGUGUGUUUGUUCACCAGAAUGUCUCAGAUGUUGCAGCAGCAGAGAAGAACAUGGAUGGAAAGAGACGCCUGCAGGAAAAACUGGACCAGAUGGCCAAACUAGCAGCUGAGGAGGAGGAGGUUUGUAAUGCAAAGUGCUUCAGUGAUGUCAUUGAAUUUGAUCCUCAAAAAGAUGUGAAAUUCUGUGCCCAGCUGUGGGAGGGCAGUCCACCCAUGGCUCCUCCAAAUCCAGGUUACAGUGAGAGCAUCCAGGAAGUGAAGAACACCAUCCUCUCUAAAGCUUCACAGUCUGCUGGGAUCACGCUCUCACAGUUCAGAAGCAAAGUUCAGGACCUGUGGACCGCACUUCUGAAUGAAAGCUUUGUUUUCAGUUUUAAAAACACACUUGAAAUUGCAGUGUACAGAAAACUGGAGGUCCAGUAUGGGAACUGGACCUGGACCCUGAGGAGCACCAUGCUGACCAUUGAAAACCAACUUCUCAACAGAAUUCAAAAUGGAAACCUUGACAAUGUUGAGAAGUCUGAUCUUUAUAAAGAGACAAACAAAACAUAUGAAGAAAUCAGCGAAGCAGUGAAAAUAUACUUUGAGGAUGACAAAGAGACAGAGAUCUUGGGUCAGUGGAGAGGACGAUUUGAAAACAAAAUCAAAGAGUUUUAUGAUGAACAGGUGAGCAGAGUGAAAAGGAAACUGGAUGAAGUUAUCAAGCAGAAGAAAACUUGUAAAAUGAUGGAUGACAAGAAGACUGAGUUUGAGAAGAAACUGCUCCAACAGAGCAAAGAGCUCGCUCAGCAGCUGAAGGAUAAGGCCAGAGAUGAAGAGGAGCUGAACAAACAGUUCAGCUCUGUUUGGAGCAGCUGGGUUACUGAAUUAACAGCAAAUAUAAAACCUGUUGAAGACAUCAGCUUGGAACAAGAUCAGUUUAUGAUCCUUCAAGAACUUGGGUUUGAAUCAGCUCUCAUAGAUGAACGCAAAAGAAGCUGCAGAUACAAGAAACUCUCAGAGCUUGGUGAUUAUUCUGAAUAUAUAAAGCGCACAGCUGCAAGCCAACUUACACCAAGCAGUCCUUUCUCCCAUGAAGAACAACAACAGAUCAGAUCGCUCAUUGUCAAAGCUGAAAAAGAGUCACUUGAUGCAAUCAGAAGCAAACCUGUAGCUAAAACAGGCUACACACCAACAUAUUUGCAGGAAGUAGCCAAACAUAUAACAGAAGAAGUGCAGACAUUUCUGUCAGAGAGGAAAUAUAGUUUGAAGAAGGAGUUUACAGUUGAUCUCUUGCUGUAUGUGUUCUACAGGGCAGAGAGUUGGUUUCUAGAGUCCCACAAGAAAUUUAAAAUGAACAGUGAUCCACACAUUUAUUUAGAGAGCAAGAAAACACAGUAUUACACAGUCUUUAGAAGCUUUUGUAGAGGAAGCUCAUCUGCUGUUGAACUUGGAGAACUGAUCUGUAAAAAGCUGAAAGCUUCCAUUUUUGAUGCUGCAAAUAACAAGACUGCCAUUGAUGUGGCUCAUCAGAUGAGGUGUAAUUUCCCAGCAUUCAGUGGGAACAGGCUGGACUUGGAGAAACAUGUGUUGAAGUCACUCGCUGAGGAAGAAGACUUUGAUGGUUUCAUCACCUACAUCAGAGAUCCAAGGAGACAAACAGAAGCUUUCAUUAAAGCAGAGGUCCAGAAGUACUUCAGGGAUCACAAAGAUGAAGCUGUGAAUAUGCUCAAGAAAAAUGUUGAUGACAUCAACACACUGGUGAGGUCAGCUUUAUUUACUGCAACACAGAAAGUCAAAACCCACAGGGGAGACACAGAGAUGUGGCUGAAGAAAUUUUCCAGUUUGCUCAAAUAUGAACUAACAUUUGAUAUUGUUUGUUCUCAAAACUUUAGUGACAUAAACGAUUUUGACUUCGUCAAAAAAGAAAUAGAAAAAGGAUUUACAUCCAUCUUUAAGGAGAUGAGCAGGAUCUCAUUGGAUAAGCUGAAGGAAUCCAGGCUGAAGCCUGAUGAAAUCCUCAUUGAUCAGCUGUGUAACUGCUGCUGGGAAACGUGUCCUUUCUGUUCAGCUGUUUGUAUCAACACCAUGAAAGAUCACAGUCCUGAGGACCACAGCACUCCUUUUCAUCUAUUUGAGGGGAUGAAUGGGAAGCACCGAGCACACACAGGAGAGUUCAGCCUCACUUUCUGUGCAGAAGGGAUUCACAAUAUUUCGAGAUUUUUCUAUAAACAUUACAGAAUUGCUGGUCUGCCAUAUGCUAACUGGAGAAUCCCCCUCAAUGGGCCUAAACUGGCAUUCUGGAAAUGGUUUGUGUGUCGAUUUCAACAUGAACUGGAAGAGCACUACAAAAUAAAAUUACAGGGAAUUACAGCGAUUCUAGUUGAGUGGAAAGCAAUAUCCAAACAUGAAGCCAUUAAAAGUCUGGAUGAAAUGUGUAAUUAA